This is a messenger RNA of Eucalyptus grandis, 2342 nucleotides long. RefSeq names its product putative cysteine-rich receptor-like protein kinase 35. Lineage: Eukaryota; Viridiplantae; Streptophyta; Magnoliopsida; Myrtales; Myrtaceae. Gene Ontology annotation, biological process: protein phosphorylation. The record is from RefSeq and is a predicted model, not a curated record. The transcript is spliced from 7 exons. Gene Ontology annotation, molecular function: ATP binding; protein kinase activity. Bases 8 to 2119 code for a protein of 703 amino acids.
UCCAACCAUGACCUCCACAGAGGACGGCUCAUACGUCUCAUCUUCAACAAUGGAGCUGAAACAGCCAGCAUCCGCCAUGUCUGCACAGCCUCCUUCAAUCCCUCCUUUUCUUCUUCGUCUUCCUUCUGUCCUUCUCUGUCUUCUCAUCCUAACGUUCGACCUCUCAAACGCUCAAUUCUGCUACGACACGGGCAACUUCACGGCCGCCAGCACCUACGCCAAGAACCGUGAGCUUGUCCUCUCUUCUCUCCCUAGCGAUGUGACUUCGAAGGGUGGGUUCUACUCUGGGAAGGUAGGGAACGGCUCGGACGUUGUUUACGUGCUCAGUUUCUGCAGAGGCGACUCUUCAAAUGACAGUUGCUUCAAGUGCCUAAACUCUACUGCUGAAGAUUUGAGGAUCAAGUGUCCAAACCAAAAAGCUGCGGUCAGCUGGGGGACAGAAGAUCCUCCUUGCAUCAUCCGUUACGCUGAUGGUCCGAUGGACGGCGUGAAGCAGGCAUUUCCGACACUAACGUAUUAUAACACAGGCAACAUCACGAUGGAUCAGGAUCAGUUCGAUCGGACAUGGAGGAAUUUUACAGAGGAGCUGGCAACAAGGGCUUCAAUGGGGACGUCAGAGCUCAAGUUCAUAGGAGGGAGAACGGUGUUACCGAACACCCAGACCAUGUUCGCGCUGUUGCAGUGCAGCCCUGAUUUGUCUCAGAUUGAUUGUCGGGUUUGCUUGUGGGAAUGCAUAAACGAUUAUCAAGAUUGUUGCCAUGGAAAACGAGGCGGGGGUGUUAACAAGCCGAGCUGCAUUUUCCGAUGGGACUUGUACCCGUUUUUCCAGUCUGAUCCCAUCAAUCUGCUGCCAUCUCCGCCACCACCAACUGCAGUCACCAAGACCGACCCUGCUGCUCCUCCACCUGCAAAUGCACAAGUCACCAACGGUAAUAUCUCGAAGUCAUUACGCAUUGUGGUUGCUGUGAUAGGUUCAGCAGCUCUCUUUGUUGUGGUAAUUGUCUCCGUUUGUUGCUUGAUUAGAAGGAGAAGAAGUAAUCCAUUGAUGGUCUCAUCUGCAAAAGACGAGGUCAAAACUGCUGAAAGCUUACAAUUCAAACUAAGCGAGAUCAGGGCUGCCACAGAUUCCUUUUCAGAAGGCAAUAAGCUUGGAGAAGGGGGAUUCGGGAAAGUGUAUCGGGGUAGGCUUCCCAACGGGCAAGAAAUCGCUGUGAAGAGGCUAUCCCAAAGCUCAGAGCAAGGCCUCCAAGAAUUUAAGAAUGAGAUUGUGUUGGUCGCGAAGCUUCAACACCGGAAUCUAGUGAGACUGCUUGGAUUUUGCUUCGAAGAAGGGGAAAAGCUACUGGUAUAUGAGUUUAUGCCCAACAAAAGCCUCGACUACUUCGUGUUCGACCUUGAGAAAAGCAAACAAUUGGAUUGGCCAAGACGUUACAACAUAAUAUCAGGCAUCGCUCGAGGGAUGCUCUAUCUUCAUGAAGAUUCUCGGCUUCGAAUCAUUCACCGUGAUUUAAAAGCUAGCAACGUCUUGCUGGACAACAAUAUGAACCCAAAGAUUUCGGAUUUUGGCAUGGCAAGGAUUUUCGGAGUUGAUCAAACUAACGCAAACACUAGAAGAAUCGUAGGAACCUACGGUUACAUGUCCCCAGAAUAUGCGAUGCAUGGGCAAUUCUCUCAAAAGUCCGAUGUUUACAGCUUCGGCGUCCUCCUCCUCGAGAUCAUUUGCGGCAAGAGGAAUGACUACUACUACCAAUCUGAUGGAGGUGAAGCUCUCGCAAGCUAUGCUUGGAAACAUUGGAGGGACAAUGUGCCUUGGGAAAUCUUGGACCCGGUAUUGGGAGAAUCUUAUUCCAGAAGCCAAGUGCUAAGAUGCAUACACAUUGGCUUUCUAUGUGUUCAGGAAGAUCCGGCUGAUAGACCUACCAUGGCAAGCAUAGUUCUUGCGCUGAGCAGCCAAACUCUUAGUCUGCCAGUGCCACGGGAACCUGCCUUUUUCCUCCGAAGCUGGACGGAACCACCACAGAACAUCAUCGCAAAUGACCAAGGACAUGAUCAAAAUACCAGCGGCUCCACACCUUUGUCGGUCAAUGAAGUGUCGAUCACUGAACUCUCCGCUCGAUGAAGCACAUGAACAUCUAUUCAUGACAUGAUUUCAUCUGCUUCUGAAGCUAAUUAUGUGGAUGUUGCGUCCAGAAGUACUAUUUAGUUUUACAUGAACUGUUUGAUGAGUGCGGUUGUAGUCACUAAUAAACUGGUAGUAAAGCGGUUGUUUCCUUUUCUCUUUGUAUUAUGAACAACUUUUGUCUCUUAGAAAAAAAAAUUUAGUCAUGAUAAGAUAUUUAUGC